AUGUGUACACAAACCCUCCUCAAUCAGAGCUAUAAUCUUUCCAUUCUAAUCCACUCUCUACUUCGGAUCAUAGACAGCAACAUAACCCCAAAGAAGACGAAACAAACAAUGGCAACCAUGACUGGAGUGAGUCUUUCAUGCCCCAGGGUUUUGUUCAACGCAUCGGGCUCACGGCAAAGCGCGCAUGCCAUAAGAUUCGCACUUCCACUCAGCCAACCGAUGCGAGCAGGUGCUAUCCAGAUGGGUCAGGUGAUGAGGAUCCGACCCGUUCGUGCCGCUCCGGAUAAGAUAUCGGAGAAGGUGGAGGAGAGCAUAAAGAACGCACAAGAAGCGUGUGCCGGCGAUCCGACGAGCGGCGAGUGCGUGGCGGCGUGGGACGAGGUGGAGGAGCUGAGCGCGGCGGCGAGCCAUGCGAGGGACAAGCAAAAGGAAAAGGAUUCGGAUCCGCUGGAGAACUACUGCAAGGACAACCCGGAGACAAUAGAGUGCAAAACUUUCGAUGACUGA
This is a messenger RNA of Sphenostylis stenocarpa, 507 nucleotides long. NCBI's taxonomy places the organism in Eukaryota, Viridiplantae, Streptophyta, Magnoliopsida, Fabales, Fabaceae. The record is from the annotation of a GenBank genome assembly.